Molecule: messenger RNA, 2857 nt
Organism: Jatropha curcas
Lineage: Eukaryota; Viridiplantae; Streptophyta; Magnoliopsida; Malpighiales; Euphorbiaceae
Product: S-adenosyl-L-methionine-dependent methyltransferases superfamily protein
Molecular function (GO): S-adenosylmethionine-dependent methyltransferase activity
Source: RefSeq, a predicted model, not a curated record
CGACAUGGCAAAGGAUUCAUUCAAUCGCCGUUGAAAGCUAAGGGCACUGGCUUAAACCCUAACAAGGAAGCUCAUCAGAAAAACCAGACUUAACUAAACCGAAAAUGGGAAAGAGAGACAAAAAACCACUGCAAUCAUCCUCCUCCGAUGAGCUUCUAAACACUCUAGGGGACUUCACUAGCAAGGAAAAUUGGGACAAGUUUUUCACUAUUCGCGGCAGCGAUGAUUCAUUCGAGUGGUACGCUGAGUGGACUGAGCUCCGACAACCUCUCCUCUCCCUCCUCCUCGACGGAGCUCCAUCUUCUGCAGACAAUGAUUCUAUUCCUCCUACUUCUUCGCUGCAACUUCUUGUGCCUGGUUGCGGCAAUUCGAGAUUAUCGGAGCAUUUAUACGACGCCGGAGUUAAAGAUAUUACUAAUAUUGAUUUCUCGAAAGUUGUGAUUUCCGAUAUGCUUAGGAGGAAUGUUAGAGAACGGCCUGGGAUGCGGUGGCGCGUAAUGGACAUGACUGCCAUGCAGUUUGCCGAUGAGACAUUUGAUGCUGUUGUUGAUAAAGGUGGAUUGGAUGCUUUGAUGGAGCCAGAGCUUGGGCCUAUGUUGGGUAGCCAAUAUUUGACAGAGGUGCAAAGAGUUCUGAAAUCUGGAGGGAAGUUUAUUUGUCUUACACUGGCGGAAUCUCAUGUUCUGGGUUUACUUUUCUCUAAGUUUCGGUUUGGCUGGAAAAUGAAAGUUGGUGCUGUCCCUCAUAAACCAUCUACCAAGCCUAGCCUUCGUACCUUUAUGGUGGUUGCUGAGAAAGAGAUUUCUACUGAUUUGCACCAGAUAACAACAUCGGUUAAUCACUGUUUUCUUGAUUCCAGCGGAAAUCAGGCUGCUGGUCUGCAUGAAGCUCUUGAAAAUGAAAACCGGAUUCGGAGAGAAUAUGCCAGUUCUGACAUAUUAUACUCUCUUGAAGAUCUGCAACUAGGAGCUAAAGGGGACUUAACAAAGCUUAGCCCAGGACGUCGAUUUCAACUCACUUUAGGUGGGCUAGGAGGUUCUUGUUUCACUUACAGAGCUGUACUUCUUGAUGCCAGGGAUCUUUCUGUCUCAUUUUCAUAUCAUUGUGGUGUUUUCAUUGUGCCUAAGACUCGAGCUCAUGAAUGGCUGUUCUCUUCAGAAGAAGGUCAGUGGAUGGUGGUUGAAAGCUCAAAAGCAGCUCGUUUGAUUAUGGUUUUACUGGACAGCAGCCACAUUAAUACUAGCAUGGAUGACAUUCAGAAGGAUUUAUCUCCUCUGGUUAAACAGUUGGCACCUGGAAAAGAUGACAAUGGAGCACAAAUACCUUUCAUGAUGGCGAAUGAUGGAAUCAAACAACGAAGUAUUGUGCACAAGGUUACAUCUUCAUUAACUGGUCCAAUAAUUGUUGAAGAUGUGGUUUAUGAAAAUGUUGAUGGUGAUAUUAGUCGCUUUUUGCCAUCUAAAGAUUUGAUAUUCCGUCGCCUUGUCUUCCAACGAACUGAGGGCUUGGUGCAGUCUGAAGCUCUUCUUAAAGGGGGUGAAUAUUCCCCUAAAAUCACUGAAAUAGACAGAAAGAAAACUACUUCAUCUUCCAAAUCCAAGAGAAGAGGAAAUCAUAAACGAAAUGAUGAAUCAAGCAACCGACUGAAGGUUUAUCAUGAUUAUUUGGCUAGUUCUUAUCAUACGGGUAUUAUUUCUGGCUUCAUGUUGAUUUCUUCUUAUUUAGAAAGCGUGGCAUCAGCUGGGAAUAUGGCUAAUGCAGUUGUAAUAGGUCUUGGAGCUGGUCUACUUCCAAUGUUUCUCCACAGAUGUAUGCCAUUUUUGCAUAUUGAGGUGGUGGAGUUAGAUCAUAUGAUACUUGAUCUUGCCAGGGGCUACUUUGGUUUAACUGAAGAUAAACAUUUGAAGGUGCACAUUGCUGAUGGGAUUAAGUUUGUUAGAGAGGUUAAACACUUUGGAACAGGUGAUGGACUGCCUGUCUUUCAAUCAGACAAGGAUGCUUCUGGAAGUUCACAGCCAUCUUCAAAUGGAAGUUGCUUUAUGUCUCAUGCAGAGGGCGGAAUGAGUUGUGGGGUUGAUAUACUUAUUAUUGAUGUGGACUCUUCAGACUCGAGCUCUGGAAUGACCUGCCCAGCUGCAGAUUUUGUGGAGGAGUCUUUUCUUCUGACUGUAAAAGAUUCUCUUUCUCAGCAUGGUCUCUUUGUAGUUAAUUUGGUAUCGCGGUCCUCAGCGAUUAAAGAUAUGGUUAUUUCAAGAAUGAAAACGGUCUUCAGCCAACUCUUCUGCCUUCAGCUUGAGGAAGACGUCAAUAUAGUUCUUUUUGGUCUUUGUUCAGAACUUCGCAUGAAGGAGGAUUCCUUUCCUGAGGCUGCUCUCCAGCUUGAGAAACUAUUGAAACUCAAUCACCCAGAGAUAAGCGAAAACAUUGUAGAUACUGCAAAGAAGAUCAAACGUUUGAAAUAAAAGGCAAUUUCCCAAGUUGAAAUUUUUGUUGGCUUGUGAAAUCAUGGACGAUGUAUCUAAAAGAUGAAUGUGAAGAGUGAAGACAAACCAAGGUUUUUGUGUGCUGGUAACAAGGCCACGCGGUAAUUACUCUCGACUGUUGGUUCAAUUGCUGGAUGCAAACAAAGUACAAAGAGGAUGUGAAUUGGAUCGAAGUCGGAUUUUUAUCUGCUUGUUCUUGGAAUUAUCAGAAUGUGUUGAGAAGUAUUGAUAUGCUCGUUGCUUGUGCCCAAGUUCUAUCUGUAAACUUAUUAGCUGUGUAUUUUUCUUUUGUAUUUUACUGUUGUCCUCAUUGAUAAUUUUGCUUCGAGAGGAUUUUAAAGAAGUACAAUUUUUUAUCAGGUCUUGGUGGCAGA